Messenger RNA from Brassica napus (rape), 2566 nucleotides. RefSeq names its product NADPH--cytochrome P450 reductase 2-like. Lineage: Eukaryota; Viridiplantae; Streptophyta; Magnoliopsida; Brassicales; Brassicaceae. Gene Ontology annotation, molecular function: flavin adenine dinucleotide binding; NADPH-hemoprotein reductase activity; FMN binding. Bases 111 to 2321 code for a protein of 736 amino acids. The record is from RefSeq and is a predicted model, not a curated record. The transcript is spliced from 14 exons. Gene Ontology annotation, cellular component: cytosol.
UAUGUUCUCUCACAGGAGUCUCUCCUCACCCACACCACACCUAACCAAUUUAGAGAGAGAUAGAGAGAGAGAGAGAGAUCUUCUUCUUCGUCUAGGCACACCUACACGCCAUGUCCUCUUCUUCUUCUUCUUCUUCUUCUCCCUUCGAUCUCAUGUCCGCCAUCAUUAAAGGAGAACCAGUGGUCGUCUCCGACCCGGCCAAUGCCUCAGCUUACGAGUCAGUCGCCGCGGAACUAACCUCUAUGCUCAUCGAGAAUCGUAACUUCGCCAUGAUUAUAACCACUUCAAUAGCAAUUCUCAUCGGCUGCAUCGUCCUGCUCGUCUGGCGAAGAUCCAGCGCCGGGAACUCCAAACCCGGCGAGCCGCUUAAGCCGUUAGUGAUCAAACCCCCUCGUGAGGAUGAAGUUGACGAUGGUCGGAAGAAAGUCACCAUCUUUUUCGGAACACAGACAGGAACUGCCGAAGGUUUUGCUAAGGCUUUAGGAGAAGAAGCUAGAGCAAGAUACGAGAAGACUAGAUUCAAGAUCGUUGAUUUGGAUGAUUACGCGGCUGAUGAUGAUGAGUACGAGGAGAAGUUAAAGCAGGAGGAUGUGGCUUUCUUCUUCUUAGCCACGUUAGUUUUAUUAGUUCUUGAUCGAAACUUCUCUCAUUCUCUUGUGGCUGAUCUUGAUUUAAAAAUCUUGGUGUGUAGAUACGGAGAUGGUGAGCCUACAGAUAAUGCAGCGAGAUUCUACAAAUGGUUCACCGAGGGGAGUGACAGAGGAGAAUGGCUUAAGAACUUGAAGUACGGUGUGUUUGGUUUAGGAAACAGACAAUACGAACAUUUUAAUAAGGUUGCCAAAGUUGUAGAUGGCAUCCUUGUUGAACAAGGUGCACAGCGUCUUGUACAUGUUGGUCUUGGAGAUGAUGAUCAGUGUAUUGAAGAUGACUUUACCGCAUGGAGAGAAGCAUUGUGGCCCGAAUUAGAUACAUUGCUGAGGGAAGAAGGUGAUACAGCUGUGACACCGUACACUGCAGCUGUGUUGGAGUACAGAGUUUCUAUUCACAGCUCUGAAGAUGCGUUGAGUGAGAAACACUUGGCUAACGGGAAUGGUCACGUCGUGUUUGAUGCUCAGCAUCCUUACAGAGCAAAUGUAGCUGUAAGACGGGAGCUUCAUACACCAGAGUCUGACCGUUCAUGCACACAUUUGGAGUUUGACAUUGCCGGAAGUGGACUGACGUAUGAAACUGGAGAUCAUGUUGGUGUGCUUUGUGACAAUUUAAACGAAACCGUGGAGGAAGCGCUUAGGUUGCUGGACAUGUCACCUGAUACUUAUUUCUCCCUUCACUCUGAUAAAGAAGACGGCACGCCAAUCAGCAGCUCGCUUCCUCCUCCAUUCCCUCCUUGCAACUUGAGAACAGCGCUUACACGAUAUGCAUGUCUUUUGAGUUCUCCUAAGAAGUCAGCUUUGGUUGCUUUGGCAGCUCAUACAUCUGAUCCUACAGAAGCAGAGCGAUUAAAACACCUUGCUUCCCCUGCUGGAAAGGAUGAAUAUUCAAAGUGGAUAGUAGAGAGUAAAAGAAGUCUCCUGGAGGUGAUGGCUGAGUUUCCUUCAGCCAAGCCGCCACUAGGUGUCUUCUUUGCUGCAGUCGCUCCGAGGUUGCAGCCUAGGUUCUACUCAAUAUCAUCAUCUCCCAAGAUUGCUGAAACUAGAAUCCAUGUCACAUGUGCACUUGUCUAUGAGAAGAUGCCAACAGGGAGGAUUCACAAGGGAGUGUGUUCCACUUGGAUGAAGAGUGCUGUGGCUUAUGAGAAGAGUGAAAACUGUUCCUCGGCGCCAAUAUUUGUUAGGCAAUCAAACUUCAAGCUUCCUUCUGAUUCCAAGGUACCGAUCAUUAUGAUUGGUCCAGGAACUGGAUUGGCUCCAUUCAGAGGUUUCCUUCAAGAAAGGCUUUCGUUGGUGGAGUCUGGUGUUGAACUCGGACCAUCAGUUUUGUUCUUUGGAUGUAGAAACCGCAGAAUGGAUUUCAUCUACGAGGAAGAGCUUCAGCGGUUUCUUGAGAGUGGUGCACUCUCAGAGCUAAGCGUAGCCUUCUCUCGUGAAGGACCUACCAAAGAAUAUGUACAGCACAAGAUGAUGGACAAGGCUUGUGAUAUAUGGAGCAUGAUAUCUCAAGGAGGUUAUGUAUAUGUUUGUGGUGACGCCAAAGGCAUGGCAAGAGACGUUCACAAAUCUCUCCACACAAUAGCUCAAGAACAGGGAUCAAUGGAUUCAACAAAAGCAGAGAGCUUUGUGAAGAAUUUGCAAAUGAGUGGAAGAUAUCUGAGAGAUGUAUGGUAACGAAUCACACAUUCACUGUGUAAUAUAUUGUAUAUGUAAACGGCACAGAGAUGCCACAUCAAGAUGAUCAUUAAGUUUGUGAUCGCAGACGAAAUGAGUUUCUAUUUUUCUUUUCAUAUAUUUUGACAAAUUCUAUUUUUUUAUUUAUAAACUCUUGUUAUAUACAAAUAAAAUUUGCAUAUGGUGUGAGAUGGGUAUUUGUGAAACAGUUAUGUUAUAUACAAAGUCUGUCCCUUUGGUAUGGA